UUCGACUUUGUGUCUUUCUUGUCAAUCAAAAUUCAAUUAAAAUAUGGAUCUCCUAAAAGAGGAGAUAAUGAAAAAACGGAAGCAACUGGAGGAGAGUAACGUUCUCGCUGGAAAUAGAAAAUACUUUCGAAGAGGCGAUCUCAUUUCCAAGGAGACAGCAACAGCACAGAGCAGUGGUUGUACAAAAAAUAAUACCGAGAACACAGUAGUAAAUAGAAAUUCGGAGCAGUCUGUUGAGAAUACAGUGGAGCAUCAACAAUUAUCCAGGCCAGAAGUUAUAAGAAGAAUGCGUGAACGCAGUGAACCUAUUCUAUUGUUUGGAGAAUCGGAACUAGAGGCUUUCCAACGACUACGUAAAUGUGAAAUUUUGGAGCCAGAAGUUAAUAAAGGAUUCAGAAAUGAUUUUCAAGAAGCGAUGGAACAAGUGGACCAAGCGUACCUGAACGAGCUUCUCUCCUCCUCAAAGCCAAAUAAUUGUGAUAGAAAAGGAGAUGUCAAUGUUCCUGACGAAGAAAUAACGUACGAAGACAUUCAGAAGAUGUCAGCGAGGUUGAACAGGGGAGACAGGGACUUCGAUAUGAGUGUAAUUACCCAAUUUCUCCAGUUUCUGGUACUCGUUUGGGGUAAUCAUUUGAAUAGCCGGGGAACCGCCGAGAAGAUGAGCACGAGGGGGAAAAUGGCUAGUGCCACGUAUGCACAGACUAGAGAGUAUCUCAAACCACUCCUCAGAAAACUAAAAAAUAAAUCUCUCCCCGAGGAUAUCACCGACAGUUUGACUGAAAUUGUUAAACAUUUACUUGAACGAAAUUAUAUUUUGGCAAGUGAUGCAUAUCUCCAAAUGGCAAUAGGAAACUCUCCCUGGCCCAUUGGAGUUACAAUGGUUGGUAUCCACGCACGUACAGGAAGAGAAAAGAUUUUCUCGAAAAAUGUAGCCCACGUGAUGAAUGACGAGACUCAACGGAAAUACAUUCAAGCAUUGAAGAGAUUAAUGACGAAAUGUCAAGAAUAUUAUCCAACAGAUCCCUCCAGAUGCGUCGAGUAUACGAAAAAAUAAGUCUCAGUCAGUAACAAUUAUUUGAAUUUAAUUUUCUCAAAUGAAAAAUAAUAUCAAUUGUAAAUAAACACCAAUGUCGAUGAUUUAUUGAAUUUUGCAAAGAGUAUUAUUAUU
Diachasma alloeum is the source of this 1168-nucleotide messenger RNA. It is a transcript of the gene Prp18, whose product is annotated as pre-mRNA-splicing factor 18. Gene Ontology annotation, biological process: RNA splicing; generation of catalytic spliceosome for second transesterification step. Gene Ontology annotation, cellular component: U4/U6 x U5 tri-snRNP complex; U2-type post-spliceosomal complex; U5 snRNP. NCBI's taxonomy places the organism in Eukaryota, Metazoa, Arthropoda, Insecta, Hymenoptera, Braconidae. The coding region runs from base 44 to 1054 and encodes 336 amino acids. The transcript has 4 exons. The record is from RefSeq and is a predicted model, not a curated record.